CUGAUCCUGCUUGUAAGAUUGCUACUUCAAGUUUCGAACAUGCUCAAAUCACAUGUCCAAUGUGCUUGACAAGUCCACCGUCCUCGGCCACGGCAACACCGCCGAAGUGCUGCGCGACGGCACCACCGCUAAAUGUCACCACCAAGGACAACACCGUGCAGUCGUCCGAUCCAUCCACACAACCCGAUUCGACAAUAGGCCAGAAGCUGAAGGGCGAGUUCCACGGCGCGAUACACACAGCGACGGACUCAGUGCAGGCUACCGCAGGCGCCUUGGCGAGGACCGAGAAGCUGAAGAGGAGGCGGGCUUAUAGAAGAUACAGCAGGAGGACCAAAUGAUAGGCGCCAAACAUGGCGUCAUGCCUAUGGGCAGUGGACCGAGACAGAAGGCUUCCGGCGUCCCCUCAACGGUCGAGAGGGCCGGUUGUCGAGUCAUUACGCGCAAUCAGG
Molecule: messenger RNA, 449 nt
Organism: Truncatella angustata
Lineage: Eukaryota; Fungi; Ascomycota; Sordariomycetes; Amphisphaeriales; Sporocadaceae
Exons: 2
Coding region: 60-338 (92 amino acids)
Source: RefSeq, a predicted model, not a curated record